Molecule: messenger RNA, 744 nt
Organism: Volvox carteri f. nagariensis
Lineage: Eukaryota; Viridiplantae; Chlorophyta; Chlorophyceae; Chlamydomonadales; Volvocaceae
Exons: 7
Coding region: 1-744 (247 amino acids)
Biological process (GO): protein peptidyl-prolyl isomerization
Cellular component (GO): catalytic step 2 spliceosome
Molecular function (GO): peptidyl-prolyl cis-trans isomerase activity
Source: RefSeq, a predicted model, not a curated record
AUGUCAAAUAUUUAUAACCUUGAGCCGCCCACAAAGGGCAAGGUGAUCCUGCACACUAGCCUUGGCGACCUGGAGAUCGAGCUAUGGCCGAAAGAAGCGCCCAAGGCCUGCCGCAACUUCGUGCAGCUAUGCGCGGAGGGCUACUACGACAACACCAUUUUCCACAGAAUCAUCAAGGACUACAUCGCACAGGGUGGAGACCCCACGGGCACCGGCACGGGCGGCGAGUCCAUUUACGGGGAGCCCUUCCGGGAUGAGUUCCACUCGCGACUGCGGUUCACGCACCGGGGCCUGGUCGCAUGCGCCAACCAGAACGUGCCCCACAGCAAUGGCUCCCAGUUCUUCAUCACGCUGGACAAGGCCGACUUCCUCAACAACCGCAACACCAUCUUUGGGCGGGUGGUGGGGGACACCGUGUACAACAUGCUGCGGUUCAACGACAUCCCGGUUGAUGAUGAUGACCGGCCUCUGGAGCCGGUGGCGAUUCGGGAGGCGGAGGUGGUGUGGAACCCCUUUGAUGACCUGGCGCCGCGGGUGGAUAGGGAGGCACUCAGGGCGGAGCAACAGGCGCAGCGCGCCGCGGAUGAGGCGCGGAAGCGAUCUGCGGGACGCACCAAGAACCUGGCGCUGCUGUCCUUCGGGGACGAGGCGGAGGAGGAGGAGGAGGCGGUAGCGGCAGCAGCGGACCGCAAGACCACCAAGAUCCGUUCCGCACACGACGUGCUGACAGAGGACGAGCGGUAG